This is a messenger RNA of Orycteropus afer afer, 1248 nucleotides long. RefSeq names its product casein kinase 1 gamma 2 (gene CSNK1G2). The record is from RefSeq and is a predicted model, not a curated record. Lineage: Eukaryota; Metazoa; Chordata; Mammalia; Tubulidentata; Orycteropodidae. Gene Ontology annotation, cellular component: cytoplasm; plasma membrane; nucleus. Bases 1 to 1248 code for a protein of 415 amino acids. Gene Ontology annotation, molecular function: ATP binding; protein serine/threonine kinase activity. Gene Ontology annotation, biological process: peptidyl-serine phosphorylation; endocytosis; positive regulation of canonical Wnt signaling pathway. The transcript has 11 exons.
AUGGAUUUUGACAAGAAAGGAGGGAAAGGGGAGUCGGAGGAAGGCCGGAGGAUGGCCAAGGCCGGCGGGAGCCGGAGCAGCCACGGUGUCCGCGGCUCGGGGGCCAGCUCGGGGGUCCUGAUGGUGGGUCCCAACUUCCGCGUUGGCAAGAAGAUUGGCUGCGGGAACUUCGGGGAGCUACGCCUGGGAAAGAAUCUCUAUACAAACGAAUACGUAGCCAUCAAAUUGGAGCCGAUCAAGUCACGCGCACCACAGCUGCACCUGGAAUACCGCUUCUACAAGCAGCUCAGCACUGCAGAAGGCGUCCCCCAGGUCUACUACUUCGGGCCGUGCGGGAAGUACAACGCCAUGGUGCUGGAGUUGCUGGGGCCCAGCCUGGAGGACCUGUUUGACCUGUGCGACCGCACCUUCACGCUCAAGACCGUGCUCAUGAUUGCCAUCCAGCUGAUCACACGUAUGGAGUACGUGCACACCAAGAGCCUCAUCUACCGGGACGUGAAGCCAGAGAACUUUCUGGUGGGGCGGCCGGGCACCAAGCGACAGCAUACCAUCCACAUCAUCGAUUUCGGGCUGGCCAAAGAGUACAUCGACCCCGAGACCAAGAAGCACAUCCCGUACCGGGAGCACAAAAGCCUGACUGGCACUGCCCGCUAUAUGAGCAUCAACACCCACCUGGGCAAGGAGCAGAGCCGCCGUGAUGACCUGGAGGCCCUGGGCCACAUGUUCAUGUACUUUUUGCGCGGCAGCCUUCCCUGGCAAGGGCUGAAGGCGGACACGCUUAAGGAGCGCUACCAGAAGAUCGGCGACACCAAGCGAGCCACACCCAUCGAGGUGCUCUGCGAGAACUUUCCAGAGGAACUGGCGGCCUACUUGCGCUACGUGCGGCGGCUGGACUUCUUUGAGAAGCCGGACUAUGAGUAUCUACGCAAGCUCUUCUCUGACCUUUUCGACCGUAGCGGCUUCGUCUUUGACUACGAGUACGACUGGGCCGGGAAGCCCCUGCCCACGCCGAUUGGCACGGUGCACCCUGACCUGCCUGCGCAGCCCCAGCUCCGUGACAAGGCCCCCCCGCACCCCAAGCACCAGGCGCUGAACUCCACCAACGGGGAGCUGAACGCAGACGACCCCACGGCCGGCCACUCCAACGCGCCCAUCACAGCGCCCGCCGAGGUGGAGGUGGCGGACGACACCAAGUGCUGCUGCUUCUUUAAGAGGAGAAAGAGGAAAUCACUGCAGCGACACAAGUGA